AACACCGUGUGACGUAGGCGCAGUCACAAGACCUCGCUAGCGGAGCGGAGCGCGUGAGGACACAGGGCAGCAGGUCCACACUCCUGUUACGUCGUGUCUCGGAGUGCAGUGUGACACCAUGGCCGCGGACAAGCUGCACUUGCGGGUCUUUAGGAGCAGAAGAAGCGUCGGGUUUCUGUGAACAUCGUUUCCCCAGUUAUCACCGGAACCAAGCUGCCCUACCUAGUGCGCGUGCGUUGUCGGCGAGCUCAGCCGCACAUCCUCCAGCCUCGUUAGCGAGUAAAACAUCGUGUGCGCUCACGUCGCCGCUAAGCUAGCAGCGCUGCUAGCUCGACCGGGUCUUCUCCGGUGGGCGCCGGUGUGCGUUGUGGGGGAUGUUGUCCGUGCUGUCGUACGGGAGACUGGUUGCCAGAGCUGUGUUCGGCGGACUUUCCCAGACAGACGGCCGCGACUACAGCCUGGUGACGGCGAGCUGCGGCUUCGGCAAGGAUUUCUGCAAAGGCAUCCUGAAGAAAGGGAUGUGUUACGGGGACGACGCGUGCUUCAUCGCCCGUCACAGAUCGGCCGAUGUUUUGGGUGUGGCAGAUGGAGUCGGCGGCUGGAGGGACUACGGAGUUGACCCAUCGCAGUUUUCAGGGACCCUGAUGAAGACGUGCGAGAGGCUGGUGAAGGAAGGACGCUUUGUCCCCAGCAACCCGGUGGGAGUCCUCACGACCAGCUACUACGAGCUGCUGCAGAACAAAGUGCCGCUGCAGGGCAGCAGCACGGCCUGCAUUGUGGUUUUGGACCGGCAGAGUCACCGGCUGCACACGGCCAACUUGGGAGACUCUGGCUUCCUGGUGGUCCGCGGAGGGGAGGUGGUCCACCGCUCAGACGAGCAGCAGCACUACUUCAACACGCCCUUCCAGCUCUCCAUUGCUCCGCCGGGAGCCGAAGGAGCCGUCCUCAGUGACAGCCCUGACGCCGCAGACAGCUCUUCCUUCGAUGUCCAGCUGGGCGACAUCAUCCUCACCGCCACCGACGGGCUCUUCGACAACAUGCCUGACUACAUGAUCCUGCAGGAGCUGAAGAAACUCAAGAACUCAAACUACGAGAGCAUCCAGCAGACGGCCCGCAGCAUCGCAGAGCAGGCCCACGUACUGGCGUACGACCCCAACUACAUGUCGCCUUUUGCACAGUUUGCCUGUGACAACGGACUGAAUGUAAGAGGAGGAAAGCCAGAUGACAUCACAGUGCUGCUGUCUAUAGUGGCGGAAUACACCGACUAGAGGUGGUGUGGAGUUGUGCAUCAGGGGGGCAUCUGCCUCUGCAGGUGAUGGACUGCUCUGAUUCCUGCUGGCCAGGAUAAAGGACUGAUGUCAGAUGCUUCCCCCAUGCAUCCGCCCCCUCUACUCCCCUCUACUCUGCCCCCCCCCCUUCUCUUAUGUCCAUUAGACAGUGGCUGAAUAAAGGGGACUGGAGGCCUGACCCAUCCUCUUGGCCAUGCUGCAGUGUUGGCAUCUUCCAGUGCAUGUUCCAGUGCUCACUGGAUAAUCCCAUUGAUGGGGAUAAGCAGCCAUUGGGCACGGUGGAGAUGAGGAACCUGUCGCACAAGGAUAAGUCAUCUUUCUCUGAGGGGUGGUUUGGGCUGGAAGGAAGUCGAUUGAGACGGGAUGUGUGAGACUGUUAAAGUGGCCCCAUGCUGGGCAGCUGAAAGGGAAAGAUGCAGUCCAUCAGUAGUGCCGAGAGGGGAGCUGCACAGGCGAUGGCAGCAUUAGGGCUCAACAUGGGCAGCCUUGUGCAAGCAAAUGUUCCUCCAUGAUACAGUGGUAGUUGGAAAACCUCCGUCAAAGGUCCUGGAACCUUGUGUUUGGUAGUAGGAAAAUACCAGUGUGCUUUUCCGGGAUGUUUAUAUAAACAAUAUAAAGAUUUAAAAAAUAAAGAAAAUGUAGUGUAUGCGACAUUAAUGCAUCUGUGGUUAGUUUCUUGGCAGGGUGACCCAUUAAGAUUUCACGAAGCAGAGCAGCAGCUGCCUUUUACAUACCAAUUCAAGUCUUUUUUACUUCAUGGCUGUUAGAAGGAUUUCAUUGUUAAAAAACCUUGCCAGAUAUAUAUAUAUAUAUAUAUAUAUAUAUAUAUAUAUAUAUAUAUAUAUAUAUAUAUAUAUAUAUAUAUAUAUUUAUUGUGUCAAACUGAUGCCCUCACUUUAAAUCUCACAGCUGCCGCUGAUGUCUUGUUUGCGAUUACAUGUGACGCGUCUUUGAAUGUGUGUGAUGAAUGCUGUCUUGCUCGUCAGUGAGUCUAUUCACAUGGUGUAAUUACGAGCGUCUGAAAUGGAUGUGAAGGCUAAAGAUUUCUCCAUGUCCACGGUUGGUGUCGCAGCCUUAAACGCACAAAUCUUAUGAAGCAUAUCUGAAAAAGAUCAACACAUUGGAAGUUGGUCAGGUGACCAAAUGUAUUUUUGUAACUUCUUUGUUCAGUGGGAUUGUUGAAUUCUUUGGACUGAUCACCGCAUCAGAGUAGCUUGAGAAACUGUUGUUCAAUCAGUUUCCCUUUUCUCCUCUUUCCCUCCUGUUGUAGCGCUCCAAUGGCACAUUCAGAAGUCACUGCAGGUCUCAUGUGAUACAUGGUCAUUAUGUUUCUAUUCAUACAUCACCAUAGAUUUGCACUGUGCAUCUACAACGACUUUAACCCACAGAUGAACAAUAUUGUGUAAUGUUCUAAUGAUGUGCCUUGUAUCAGGUGUCGUUGAUACUGGCAAACGUCCACAAUUCCUUGAACCCCAAACUGUGUGCCAGGUGUUGAGCGCAAAUCAUAAAAACAGUUAGGUAGCCAUAAGAGUCGAAACAGCUUCCCAUCAUGCCUUGCUGUCUUAACACAAAUCUCCUGAAUCUGCUCCUCUGCACUCAGUAAUUUAGGAAUAGUGAUAAAGCCAUUGCAUUCUUAGAAAAUCCUCUGUCAGACCACCGUUUACAAUCUGCACGAUCUAAUGUGAGUGGUCAAGAUGUGAGUUUUAAGUGUUACCGCACUGAGGAAGAUCUAAGUUGCCUUAAUAUUAUUACAAAGCAAUUCUCCCCGUCAGACGGUACUUCCUGGCUUGUACAUGCCCUGACACUUUUCCCUGUCAUAGCUCAUCUUCCUCUUUCAAACCCUUUGUUACAACCAGAGCAUGUGUCUGUAUAUAUUUGUUAGUGUACUGAAGAUCUAAGCUCUGUAAAAAAUGUUUUCAAGUCUGUACAAUAUUUAAAUAAAGAGUAUAGUAUUUAUUA
Molecule: messenger RNA, 3248 nt
Organism: Cyclopterus lumpus (lumpfish)
Lineage: Eukaryota; Metazoa; Chordata; Actinopteri; Perciformes; Cyclopteridae
Gene: pptc7a
Product: protein phosphatase targeting COQ7 a
Exons: 6
Coding region: 375-1268 (297 amino acids)
Source: RefSeq, a predicted model, not a curated record